Molecule: messenger RNA, 4716 nt
Organism: Brienomyrus brachyistius
Lineage: Eukaryota; Metazoa; Chordata; Actinopteri; Osteoglossiformes; Mormyridae
Gene: grm5a
Product: glutamate receptor, metabotropic 5a
Exons: 9
Coding region: 212-3634 (1140 amino acids)
Biological process (GO): trans-synaptic signaling by endocannabinoid, modulating synaptic transmission; G protein-coupled glutamate receptor signaling pathway; regulation of synaptic transmission, glutamatergic
Cellular component (GO): postsynaptic density membrane
Molecular function (GO): G protein-coupled receptor activity involved in regulation of postsynaptic membrane potential; adenylate cyclase inhibiting G protein-coupled glutamate receptor activity
Source: RefSeq, a predicted model, not a curated record
AGAAAAAGUCGCUCGGCGUCGAUGGUCGGAAAAGGGAGAUCGCUGGUGAUCAGAUGCGUUCGGCACUUAUACGAUGGAAGUCCAUUGAACCGUCAAGGUUGGGAAGCUCACACCCUUGUCCUGAUCAUAUGUCAUCACGCUGGAAUCAUUUCGGUAAUUAGCUGCUGGCGUGGAUCAGAAGCCUGCUGAGAAACUUCUCUGGACAGCAACCAUGAGCAGUGUGUCACACUCCCCGCACCCCCCCACCAUAAGCAAAAGGUCCCUGUUGCUCCUGCUUCUCCUGCUGUCAGGAAAGCAGUGGGGACCAGCUCCCUCCAGCCUCCUGGUAGGCGCCCAGCCCAGCGAGCACCGCAUUCUUGCACACGUGCCUGGAGACCUUGUCAUUGGUGCGCUGUUCUCCGUGCACCAUCAGCCUCCUGCAGACAAGGUGCAUGAGCGUAAGUGUGGGGCAGUACGGGAGCAGUAUGGCAUCCAGAGGGUGGAGGCCAUGCUGCAUACUCUAGACCGCAUCAACGCUGAUGAGCGCAUCCUGCCUGGUGUGAUGCUGGGCUGCGAGAUCCGCGACUCCUGCUGGCAUUCGGCCGUGGCCCUGGAGCAGAGCAUCGAGUUCAUCCGUGACUCGCUGGUCUCCAACCAGGAGGAUGAUGGGGGGGACUUCGCAGCCACUGCACGCUGCACCGCUGACAGUUCUGACCAGCCUGCAGGCUCUAAGAAGCCCAUUGUCGGACUGAUAGGACCUGGCUCCAGCUCUGUGGCCAUCCAGGUGCAAAACCUACUGCAGCUCUUCAACAUCCCCCAGAUCGCCUACUCUGCCACCAGCAUGGACCUCAGCGACAAGUCCCUGUACCAGUACUUCAUGAGGGUGGUACCGUCUGAUGCACAACAGGCUAGGGCUAUGGUCGACAUCGUCAAAAGGUACAACUGGACCUAUGUGUCAGCUAUACACACUGAGGGGAACUACGGCGAAAGUGGCAUGGAGGCCUUCAAGGACAUGGCGACCAAAGAGGGCAUCUGCGUCGCCCACUCCGACAAGAUCUACAGCAACGCUGGCGAGCACAACUUCGACCGACUUCUAGACAAGCUGGUCGCGCACCUGCCACGCGCACGCGUGGUGGCCUGCUUCUGCGAGGGCAUGACCGUGCGCGGCAUCCUCAUGGCCAUGCGCCGUCGCCACCUAGUGGGCCAGUUCCUGCUGGUUGGCAGCGAUGGCUGGGCCGACCGGUACGACGUGACCGACGGCUAUGAGAGGGAGGCUGCUGGUGGCAUCACCAUCAAGCUCCAGUCGGCCUACGUAAGAUGGUUUGACGAUUACUACCUGGCUCUGCGGCCCCACAACAACCAGCGCAAUCCCUGGUUCCCCGAGUUCUGGCAGCACCGCUUCCAGUGCCGGCUGGCAGGUCACCCGCAGGAGAACCAGCAGUAUAAUCGCACGUGUAGCGAUAAGGAGUCACUGAGACAGCAGUAUGCCCAGGACACCAAGAUGGGCUUUGUGAUUGAUGCCAUCUACUCCAUGGCCUACGGUCUGCACAACAUGCAGAAGGAGCUCUGCCCUGGCCGAGAUGGCCUCUGCUCAGCCAUGCACCCUGUUGAUGGUCGCGUGCUGCUCGACUUCCUUAUGAAGACCAACUUCACCGGAGUGUCUGGGGAGCUGGUCUGGUUCGAUGACAAUGGGGACUCCCCGAGGCGGUACGAGAUCAUGAACUUCAAGAAGAUGGGUCCAGAAGCAGAUGACUACAGCUAUAUCAGCGUAGGCAGCUGGGACAACCAGGGGCUGAAGAUGGAUGACGAUGAGGUGUGGGCCAACCAGAGCGCGAUCAUCCAGUCAGUGUGCAGUGAGCCAUGCCAGAAGGCCCAGAUCAAGGUGAUCCGCAAAGGUGAGGUCAGCUGCUGCUGGACCUGCACUCCUUGCAAGGAGAAUGAGUUUGUGUUUGACGAGCACACCUGCCAGGCUUGUGCCCUGGGAUCCUGGCCGACUGAUGACCUCACAGGCUGUGAACCCAUUCCUGUGGAGUACUUGCGUUGGGGUGACCCUGAGCCCAUUGCCGCUGUGGUGUUUGCUUGCCUAGGUCUCGUGGCCACAGCCUUUGUCACCUCUGUCUUUGUCAAGUUUCAAGACACGCCGGUGGUGAAGUCCUCCAGCCGUGAGCUCUGCUACAUCAUCCUGGCUGGCAUCUUCCUGGCCUACCUCAGUACCUUCUCCCUGGUGACCAGGCCACAGAUUGCCUACUGCUACCUGCAGAGGCUGCUGGUGGGGCUGUCUCCCGCCAUGAGCUACUCGGCCUUGGUGACGAAGACCAACCGAAUCGCGAGAAUCCUAGCCGGCAGCAAAAAGAAGAUCUGCACACGCAAGCCACGCUUCAUGAGCGCCUGCGCCCAGCUGGCCAUCGCCACGCUGCUUAUUCUGAUGCAGCUGGCCAUCGUGGUGACACUGUUCGUCAAGGAGCCACCGGCCGUCGUGCACGACCACCCCAGCAUGCGGCAGGUUCGCCUGGUGUGCAAUACUAGCACCCUGGGCGUGGUGGCACCGCUCGGCUACAAUGGGCUGCUCAUCCUCAGCUGCACCUUCUACGCGUUCAAGACUCGCAACGUGCCGGCCAACUUCAAUGAGGCCAAGUACAUCGCCUUCACCAUGUACACCACCUGCGUGGUUUGGCUGGCUUUCGUACCCAUAUAUUUUGGCAGCGACUAUAAGACGGUGACCAUGUGCUUCUCGGUCAGCCUAAGUGCCUCCGUGGCACUGGGCUGCAUGUUCGCUCCCAAGGUCUACAUCAUGCUGGCCAAGCCGGAGAGGAACGUCAGGAGCGCCUUCACCACCUCCACCGUGGUGCGCAUGCAUGUGGGCGACGGCAAGUCCGCCUCCUCCUCUACUGCCAGUGGUGGCUCCGGUAGUGCGAGAAACCUCUGGAAACGCAGAAGCUCUGGGGCUGAGGCACCGAGUUCCAACGGGAAGUCGAUGACCUGGGUCCAGAACGAGCGAAGCUACCAUCACAGCCUGUGGAAGCGUAUUUCCAUCCAUAUCAAAAAGAAGGAGAGCAACCAGACUGCUGUUAUCAAGCCGUUCCAUAAGGGCGGAGAUGCGGCAUCCGAGCCAGGGGCCAAGGCGCAGCACUACCCGAUGACUUACCACUCGCAGGUGCCCUCACCAUCAGCAAUCAGCGCCAUGGGGGGGCCCUCGAUGGGACACGAGGAAGAAGAUGAUGAGGAGGAAGAACAGGAGGAAGUGGCCCUGUCCUCAUACAUGAGCCAGCGGCCAGUGGAGCUCUCCCGGGUCUCCAUCAUGGAGCAAAUCAGCUCCAUGGUCGACCGCUUCACUGCUAACAUAAGUGAGCUGAACAGCAUGAUGCUGCCUGGCUCCCCAUCAUUGAUGCCCAGAUUCAGCAUUACCAGAGAGACUGCGGGUACAAGCAUGCAGCAGGAGUCUAGUUUGGAGCAGGAGGAGACAGGCCACUCCCACAUCCUAGCCCCCAUUGGGAGACCAGGCACCCUGGAAGAUCUGAUUGGGCUCAUGCCCCCUUCUCCCUUCCGGGACCAAGCAGACCUGGCUAACUCUGCUUCCGUCCUCUGCAUGCCCUCCUCCCCCCCAUAUGAGGGGCUGCUGCUGAGGGAGUUCGGUCCCAGUUCCUCAUCCCUGUGAGCGAGCUACACUAUUGGGGUGGGGCUACAUUGUCGGGUGGAGUUUGCUGGGAGAUAUAUUCUGACAGAUCAUCGACACAGUCCAGAAUGACAAACAGCCUUGGACCAAUCAGGACGCGAUGGAGUGCCAUUGCAUUGAUUACCAUGUUGAUGGUAUUUAAACCAUCAGUGCAGGACUAGAGCAGGGGGGUGGUACAGCAGCUGUUUGGACCAACCAGAUUGAGCAGAGUGAGCUUACUGUCUAUACUCCACUCAUUGGUCCGGUAUGGCAUGAAACUGGUGCUAAAAUCUGAUAAACCAUCUGAAUUUAAAUACAAGGUUUUUGACCAAACUCCAGUCCUGCUUUCACACACACAAUACCAGGGCAUUCUUCAUACUGGCAUACAGUGGUGGAGAAGGUAAAAAUCCGAACCGAGAUUUUGUUUCAACCAAUCAGCUGUGCAUAAAGAAUACUCAGAGUACUCAACUGGUUGGUUGAAGUGUCAGAUUGCCUCAAAUGCGCAGAGGAAAACUUACAUACCUUAUCUUAAAGGUCUACAGAAAAUGUCAGUUCAUUUUGUCUCUUCUGUUAUUCACAAAGAUGCCAACGAAAUGUGGGCGAUGUAAAUAUAAAAGCAUGGUUAAUAUAUCUUUUAAGAAAAUGUCAUGUGGUGGUGUUUGAUUUAAAUAGUUUUGAAAGGUUAUUUUUUUAAUGUUAUUUUGAUAUAUAUUCAAGAUUCUCUAUUGUCAUGCAGCCAGGUUGGUGACUUUUGGAUAUAUACUCCAUAACAUUAAUGCACACUAUACUGCAUACUACAUAACAUAAAUCCAUACUAUACUUUAUACCUCCUAACACUAAUGCACUGUACUUUAUACCUUACAACAUUAAUGCACAAUAUACAAUAUACCUUGUAACACAAAUAAGCACUGCAGAGUAUACUCGGAAGGUGGCUGGUUUAAGCCUGGCCUUGGCAGAAUAGUCACAUCUGUGGGCCCUUCAGCAAGGCCCUUAACCCCCAGCUCCAAUGGCACCACUGCAGGUGGCUGCUCUUCACUGCCAAGCUGACUCUCACCUACAUGUGUGUCAGGGAGAGCAAGAUGGGG